ACAACUGAAACUAUAAGAAUCUUUUGUGACUAAUGCGGGAGAAAAUAAAACAAGGGGAAACUGUUUAAUGUUGCUUGGCAGUGGUUGUCAUAGAGACGUUUGUUAAAUAACACCAGCCAUUUUAUGCUCAUAAAACAGUGUGCAGCGGGACCUUCUUUUUCCUCUCAUUUUUGUCUCUAUUAUCAGACAUCAUGAGCAACAUCAUCUAUCCUGCAGAGAGCAUCUAUAACCUUAUUCCCAGAGAGGAAGAAAAAGCCAUGAAAGCGCCCAGGUACAUGUCAAAGUUCAGAGAGCAGGUGAAGCUGGAGAAAGAGGUGAACAAAUCCCCCAAUAAAACAAUGGGACCAGCAAAAGUGGACGUACCGUUGGCAACAAACUAUCUACAGAAACACUCCAAGGAACCAAAACUCCCUGAGAAGAAACCAUUUAAAUAUGAAGAUGAUGAGCUACAUGGUAAACCACCAGUACCUGCAAGAACAGAGAAGCCGCUCAUGGGUCUCUACUCCAACAAGAACUUUAUUAAGACCAACGCCGUUGAGAACAUCAUGGCACUCCCAAAGAAAGUGCAGCCAGUGUAUGCUGACACCAAGAAGGGGGACAAACAGCCGCUGGAGAACUCUGGUCUCAUCCCGAAAUUCAUAAAGAAGAAGGACUAUGGCCAAACUCCAGAGUACCUGCUUCAGCGCAGACAGGAAGUCAGGAAAGCACAAGAGGAAUACGACAACUAUGUCAAGGAGCGGAUGAGAGAAGGAGCCAUGAAACAGCUCUCUGGUGAAGAACGACACUAUAUCCUACAGGCUCUGAAGAAGAACUGGGACGACCUUCAUCAUCAGUACCAGGGCCUCUCUGUUGUCACAGACACAGCACCCAAAAAAUACAGGAAGGAGCGUCUGGAGCAGGAGAUGAACCAGCUGGAGAGAGAUAUUGACCUGGUGGAACGACACAAAACCAUCUACAUUGCUAAUAACUGAGCGGGAUGUUAGCCAUUUCAGCAAAUAUGCAAAAACAACAUUUGAAACUCUACUCAUCCUCUUCUGGUCCUUCAAGAUUAGUUUAAAAGGCUUCUGUAAAGUUCUACAGCAACAGAUCUGAGUGCAAUAAAGAUAAUUUUAGAUAACCUGAA
Rhinichthys klamathensis goyatoka is the source of this 1123-nucleotide messenger RNA. It is a transcript of the gene enkur, whose product is annotated as enkurin, TRPC channel interacting protein. The coding region runs from base 192 to 971 and encodes 259 amino acids. The record is from RefSeq and is a predicted model, not a curated record. Gene Ontology annotation, molecular function: calmodulin binding. NCBI's taxonomy places the organism in Eukaryota, Metazoa, Chordata, Actinopteri, Cypriniformes, Leuciscidae. Gene Ontology annotation, cellular component: acrosomal vesicle. The transcript has 5 exons.